This is a messenger RNA of Zea mays, 750 nucleotides long. Its product is annotated as B-box zinc finger protein 32-like. The record is from RefSeq and is marked validated. Gene Ontology annotation, molecular function: zinc ion binding. The coding region runs from base 115 to 684 and encodes 189 amino acids. Lineage: Eukaryota; Viridiplantae; Streptophyta; Magnoliopsida; Poales; Poaceae. The transcript has a single exon.
CUGGAGGGUGCAAGGGAGGGAGGCGGUCGAAUCCGUCAUCCGCUGAGCACAGUGGCGGACCCAGCUGCUACGCUCCCGAGUCCGAGGGGAAGGCAGAGGAGACAAGCAGGCAGGAUGGGUGCCGCUGGUGACGCCGCGGCAGCGGGCACGCGGACGCGGUGCGAGCUCUGCGGGAGCGCGGCGGCCGUGCACUGCGCCGCGGACUCGGCGUUCCUCUGCCCGCGCUGCGACGCCAAGGUGCACGGCGCCAACUUCCUGGCGUCCAGGCACGUGAGGCGCCGCCUGCCGCGCGGGGGCGCCGAGUCCGGGGCGUCCUCGUCCAGCGGCUCCUGCCUGUCCACGGCCGACUCCGCGCAGUCGAGGGCGGCGCCGCCGCCGCCAGGGAGAGGGAGGAGGGCGGAGGACGUGCUGGAGGGGGGGUGGGCCAGGAGGAAGAGGGUCGCGGCGGGGCCCGCGUGCCGUCGUCGCGUCCCGCUCCGCGUCGCGAUGGCCGCCGCGCGCUGGUCGGAGGUCCGCGCCGGCGGUGGAGCGGAGGCUGCGGUGCUCGCAGUUGCGGCGUGGUGGAUGACGCGCGCGGCGAGAGCGAGACCCCCGGCGGCGGGCGCUCCGGACCUGGAGGAGGGAUGGGCCGAGUGCUCUCCUGAAUUCGUGGUCCGGCAGGGCCCACAUCCGUCUGCAAUGUAGCAACAGCAUGUGGGCGACGUUAGUUUGUCCUUUUCCUCCCUAAUUAUUUUAGUAAUUAACGAGAUC